AUGGACGCAACCUCCGAUCGGUUCACUGAGCAACUUCACACGCUCUACGACCCCGUCCCGAGACACUCCCACGGCAGCAGCAAUCUCCUCGAGGAACCUAGUCUCCGCUCUGGAGCAGCCAAUGCCGCCCUUGACACCGCGCCGUCACUGGUCGCACUCGCUAUUGCAGCAUUACACCGCGCUGGACCUCAUUAUGCCCGCCGCACUGAUGCGUUUUGGUGCUUCUGCGCAGGCUCCUGGAGCGGAUACCGUUACGAUGAAGCAGUAAAGGCUGCGUCGACGCUGCUCUCGAAGCAGCUGAGUGUGGCGAAUGACGUCCUGUUUGCGGCAGACCGGUUGCUUGAAGCCAUCUCGUUGUUGAAGAGGGAAGGCGACACGAGAGACGCGGAGGAUUUGAUGAACGCAUUGGAGCUGUUUCACGUGGGGGUUUGUGCGUAA
Messenger RNA from Baudoinia panamericana UAMH 10762, 438 nucleotides. RefSeq lists its product as uncharacterized. NCBI's taxonomy places the organism in Eukaryota, Fungi, Ascomycota, Dothideomycetes, Mycosphaerellales, Teratosphaeriaceae. Bases 1 to 438 code for a protein of 145 amino acids. The transcript has a single exon. The record is from RefSeq and is a predicted model, not a curated record.